AUGACUCACUAUCAUGAGGUCGACUACGACUAUGACGACGAAGGCGGGUUGAUAGACCCUGCCUGGCUCCUCGCCAUCUGCUUUGGUCUCGGAAUCUGGCUUGUCAUAAACCGAUACCAGUCUCUUCUCAACCGCGCCAUCUUCUUCAGAAUCCCGCCCCCACCCCAAAUCAAAGAAACAUGGACAGCGCAGAAGCUGCCCGAGCCCGGCCUCGAGGCUCAUCUCAACACUGACGGCCUUCUCCCCGCGAUACCCCUAGAAGGCCGGAAGUAUAUCACAGCUUACGACCCUGCGACCGCGUACCACCUCGAUACCGUCCUCGCUGACACCCCGACCGAGAUCACAAAGAAGAUCGCGGAUGCGUACGAGGCACAAAAGGAGUGGGCGAAUACCUCGUUCCAUGACCGCAGGCGCGUCAUGCGUAGCUUGAAGAAGUGGCUUGUGGAUAAUCAGGAGACAUGCGCGAAGGUCGCGUGCCGGGAUACCGGAAAGACCAUGUUGGACGCCGCUCUUGGAGAGAUAAUCACGACGUGCUCAAAACUUGACUGGCUCAUCAAUCAUGGCGAACGCGCCCUCGCUCCGCAGAAGAGGUACAACAACCUAAUCAUGUUCUACAAGUCCUCGUACGUACAUUACGAGCCUCUGGGUGUUGUCUCUGCUAUCGUUUCCUGGAAUUAUCCUCUACACAAUGCCUGGUCGCCGAUCAUUGCUGCACUCUUCGCCGGAAACAGUAUUGUUCUGAAGUGCUCUGAGCACGUCAUCUGGUCGACAACAUGGUUCGUGAAGGCUAUCCAGGAGUGCUUGAAGGCUUGCGGGCACGACGAGCAACUCGUGCAGCUCGUCUGCUGCUACCCUGAGGACGCUGAGGCACUGACCAAGUCCCCGUUCAUUCGUCAUAUCACUUUCAUUGGCUCCGAGCGUGUGGGACGUAUCGUUGCUCAGGCGGCAACAGAGUACCUCACUCCUGUUACCCUUGAGCUUGGUGGAAAGGACCCAGCUAUCAUUCUCCCCUCAACUGACCUGGAGAAGCAUCUCCCCCUACUUAUGCGCGGCGUAUACCAAAACGCGGGUCAGAAUUGCAUCGGGAUUGAGCGCAUCCUUGUCCACGAGUCUCAAUAUGAGGACCUCUUCAUCCUCUUCACUGAGCGUGCUGACAAGCUCCGCCCUGGCCACUCACUUAAAAGCCCAGGAGAUGGUGUUGCACCCGUCGCGGACGUCGGCGCUAUGAUAUCUGGUGAACGAUUCCCCGGUCUUCAACAUGCCAUCCAGGAAGCUGUCGAUCAGGGUGCGACCUUGACUGUGGGCGGCGAGCCCUGGCUGCACCCAUACCUUGAGAGAGGCUCAUACUUCAAACCUACGGUGCUGGGAGACGUCAAUCCCGAUGCUCCCAUCGCACAGUCUGAACUGUUUGCGCCCAUUGGGUUGAUCAUCAAGUACGAGACGGUCGAGCAGGCGAUCGAGAUUGCCAACGGCACGCGAUACGGCCUUGGCGCGAGCGUCUUCGGUCCCGUCAAGGAUGAGUGCCUCAAAGUGGCGAAGCGCCUUCAGUGCGGUAUGGUUGCCAUCAACGACUUCGGCGUAUUCUAUCUCAACCAAGAUCUGCCCUUCGGGGGUACGAAGUACAGCGGCUAUGGGCGGUUCGGGGGCCCCGAGGGUCUGCGCGCGCUCACGAACACCAAGGCGAUUGUGUACGACCGGUGGGGAUGGGCGAUCCAAACGACGAUCCCGGCGGUCCUCGACUACCCCGUGCGGUCCGUCACCCAGAGCUGGGACUUCAUCAGCGGUCUGGUCGCAUUCCUGUACGCGGAUGGGUGGCGUCAGAGGAUAGACGCACUCACGAAACUGAUCCGUGCAUCUGGGAGGUGAUUGAGGUUGGCCGUAGCAGGCGGCGACGGCUCGCUCAACGUGACCAAUGUCGUCGGAUAUUUGGGGGACCGGCUGCAGGGCUGGUGCAGUGAUUUGGUUGUGCAAAUGUACUUGACGAUCUAAUAACGACUCGGAUGCCUUCGG
Messenger RNA from Dichomitus squalens LYAD-421 SS1, 2010 nucleotides. RefSeq names its product meiotic sister-chromatid recombination aldehyde dehydrogenase. The coding region runs from base 1 to 1866 and encodes 621 amino acids. Gene Ontology annotation, molecular function: aldehyde dehydrogenase (NAD+) activity. The transcript is spliced from 11 exons. The record is from RefSeq and is a predicted model, not a curated record. NCBI's taxonomy places the organism in Eukaryota, Fungi, Basidiomycota, Agaricomycetes, Polyporales, Polyporaceae.